AUGACAGGUCACGUCCUGGGGGAGCCGGGCGGCGGGGCUCACAUGGAUGACAACGCCGCCAUCCGCAUCAACGUGGGCGGCUUCAAGAAGCGUCUCCAGUCCGACACACUCUCCCGGUUCCCCGAGACGAGGCUUGCGCGUCUACUCCACUGUCAGUCCAAAGAGUCCAUACUGGAGCUGUGCGACGACUACGACGACACAGAGAAAGAGUUUUACUUCGACAGAAAUCCGGCUCUCUUCCCCUACGUGUUGAAUUUCUACAACACAGGGCGGCUGCAUGUCAUGGCCGAGCUGUGCAUCUUCUCCUUCAGCCAGGAGAUCGAGUACUGGGGCAUCAACGAGUUCUUCAUUGACUCCUGCUGCAGCAGCGCCUACCACUGUAGGAAAAUGGACCAGGACCGAGAGGACUGGGAUGACCGGAGCGAUGAAGGGAGCACCACUUCCUCUUUUGACGAGCUGCUGGAGUUUUACAACGACGCCACCAAGUUUGACAAACAGAUGCUCGGGAGCGCACGGAGGCGCAUCUGGUUAAUGCUGGACAACCCCGGCUACUCCGUGGCGAGCCGCAUCAUCAGCGUCCUCUCCAUCCUGGUGGUGCUUGGCUCCAUAGCUACUAUGUGCAUGAACAGCAUGAGCGAGUUCAGCCUGUUGGACAGUGAGGGGCAACCCACAGAAGACCCCCGUUUCGAGACUGUUGAGCACUUUGGCAUCGGCUGGUUCACUCUGGAGCUGGUCGCCAGGUUCUUAGUGGCGCCAGAUCUUCUGCAUUUCUUCGAGCACCCGUUGAACGUUAUAGACUUGGUGUCCAUACUUCCGUUUUACCUGACACUCCUUAUAAACCUGGUGGUGGAGAGCAGCCCGGCGCUGGCCAACCUGGGACGAGUUGCGCAAGUGCUGAGGUUGAUGAGGAUUUUCCGCAUCCUGAAACUGGCCCGUCACUCCACAGGGCUGCGCUCCCUUGGGGCCACCCUCAGGAACAGCUACAAAGAAGUGGGCCUGCUGCUUCUCUACCUGGCUGUCGGAGUGUCGUUUUUCUCCGUCAUGGCCUACACGGUGGAGAAAGAGGACAGCGAGGAUCUCUCCACCAUUCCGGCGUGCUGGUGGUGGGCCACCGUCAGCAUGACCACGGUUGGGUACGGAGACGUGGUGCCGGUGUCCAUAGCGGGCAAGCUGACCGCCUCGGCGUGUAUCCUGGCCGGGAUCUUAGUAGUUGUGCUUCCGAUUACGCUCAUUUUCAAUAAAUUCUCCCUGUUCUACAAGAGACAGAAACAGCUGGAGAUCGCGAUGAGAAGCUGUGAUUUCGACGAGGGGAUAAAAGAGGUGCCCUCGGUCAACCUGAGGAACUAUUACGCACACAAAGUCAAAUCCCUCAUGGCGAGCUUAUCAAACAUGAGCCGGAGUUCACCCAGUGAACACAGUCUGAACGAAUCAAUACACUGAAGCGGUUUCAUCGAGGACACCCGGUCAGGACGGGUGACACUGUUCGUUCAGUGCGGCUGCACGGGGAGCUGUCCAGGGUGCUGGAACCUCUGGACCACGAGCCCACUUCCUUUCCUGAUAUCUGACCGUUUGCCUCUCUGUAGCUCAGUGCAAUA
Messenger RNA from Toxotes jaculatrix (banded archerfish), 1595 nucleotides. RefSeq names its product potassium voltage-gated channel subfamily S member 2-like. The record is from RefSeq and is a predicted model, not a curated record. Gene Ontology annotation, molecular function: voltage-gated potassium channel activity; protein binding. The transcript has a single exon. The coding region runs from base 1 to 1440 and encodes 479 amino acids. Gene Ontology annotation, cellular component: membrane; voltage-gated potassium channel complex. Gene Ontology annotation, biological process: regulation of delayed rectifier potassium channel activity; protein homooligomerization; potassium ion transmembrane transport. Lineage: Eukaryota; Metazoa; Chordata; Actinopteri; Toxotidae.